This is a messenger RNA of Anopheles stephensi (Asian malaria mosquito), 6591 nucleotides long. Its product is annotated as AF4/FMR2 family member lilli-like. The record is from RefSeq and is a predicted model, not a curated record. Bases 1137 to 3566 code for a protein of 809 amino acids. Gene Ontology annotation, molecular function: DNA binding; DNA-binding transcription factor activity. Gene Ontology annotation, cellular component: nucleus. Gene Ontology annotation, biological process: circadian rhythm; regulation of DNA-templated transcription. The transcript is spliced from 3 exons. NCBI's taxonomy places the organism in Eukaryota, Metazoa, Arthropoda, Insecta, Diptera, Culicidae.
UUCGAGGUGCCGUCCGUUCAUUCAGACGCAACAUUCUUUUGAAAACUCGCAACCGCAACAGACGCGAAACCUCGCGCUCGCGGCCACCGGAAUACUACGGUCUGCCGCAGUUUCAAAACCAAAACGCCUCGGCAAAAAGGAAACAUAACGUUCCGUUUCAACGUCCGCUAUCGUGUGCAUAAACGCAAAGUACGUGCAGAAGUAGAGCGCAUUUUUGUGUGAGUGUUUGAUGAAGUGUAUUUUUGGAGCAGUUUCUACGGUGAAAGAUCAUUCAGUAGUGUGUCUCUGGGAAUAGGUAAAAGUGGUGAAGCAAUACAUUUGCUGGAACAAAAGCAGGAAGCCGCAUCGAGUAGAGUGUGGUGGGAUAAGCCGUGCGGGCUCGUCUAGACCUUGGCCGCCGGAAUCGGCUGCAAUCAUUGCGAAGGUUCAUACCAAACAUAACCGACCGUGACCGUGGGACGCGCGUGAGCACAAAAGUGCCAGAAGUGUGUUGCCGCGUGUCUGCAGCAGUGCAGCGAACAAGUGCAUCCAAACUGCACGGUGAGUGCAUCGUUUGCGUGUGUUGUGUUUUUGCCAGUGUGUGCAGCAGCAGCAGCAGCAGAAGAAAGCGGUGUGCAUUAACAGCGCACUUGGGAAGGUGGUAAAAGUAGAGCACCCUUCAAUCGUUCGCAUUUAUUAACAACACUUGGCGGUGGCAGUGUGUACGUGGAAAGUGUGGUGCAAAAACGGGGGAAGCAAUAAUCAAUAAAAGUAUUGCUCCGAAGAAGCGAAGAUCAAGCAGAAGUGAAUAAAAUAAAGAAAAAUAAGGUGAAGCAAAGAAUCCCUUCGAACCGAGCAAAGUGUGUGUGCAUUUUUGUGCAAAACCGCAAUUACAACAAGUGGAUCAGCGAAGCAAAAAACGGAAACUAAAACAGAAGUGUCCUCAUCGUGUGAAAGCAAACCAAACAAAGCAAGUGCAUCUUACGUUGCAUUGCAAGAAAUACAAACCUCAGUUCGAAAAAGUGAAUCAGAAAAAGGUGAAACAAACAGCAGCAGUAACAACAAAACGACCAUUUUUAUCAGCACCCAACGGAAGUGCUGCUGUUCAUCGGUUCGACGAAAAGAAUGCACUAAAACUAGGCUCGAGCGAAAUUAUUAUGAUGGUGGCGGACUUUGUAACACGCCAGCAGAACGGUUCGCCGCUGAACGGUGAAAUACCCGGCCAAAAUCACAACUCCAAUUCCAAUAUGCCUGCCCACAGUGCCUUACUGAUGAGCAACAACAGCAGCAACAGCAACAGCUCCGGCCGUGCCAGCCCGCACACCUCCUCGGAGUCUGAGUUCCCGCAGAAUGGCUACGAGCUGGCGGCACACCUGAAGCGCAAGGAGCUGUUCUCGCAGCGCAAGCAGCGCGAAUUCAUCCCGGACAACAAGAAGGACGACAGCUACUGGGACCGGCGGCGACGCAACAAUGAGGCGGCGAAGCGAUCUCGCGAGAAGCGCCGCUUCAACGACAUGGUGCUGGAGCAGCGUGUCGUCGAGCUGACUAAAGAGAACCACGUACUGAAGGCACAGCUGGACGCGAUCAAGAGCAAGUACAACAUCUGCGGCGAGAAUUUGGUCAGCGUCGAUCAGAUAAUGGCCACGUUGCCCACGAACGAGCAAGUGCUCAGCUCGACCAAACGCGUCAAGCUGUCGAACGGUGGCAGUCAGGGACGGUCGAGCUCGCCGACUGGUUCCACGAUCGGAUUCCCCCUCUCGCGCAGUCCCUCGCGACAACCUCAGGCUACCUCUCCCUCGCAAUCGCACGGACGUGCCUCAUCCCCGCACAGUCCGCCAGCUAGUAAUGGAACGCCGCAUCUUCAGCAGUCGCUGUUGGCGGUUGUCCAGAACGGUCCUACCACGACGACAUCUCCCGGAGCCUCGUCACUUCCAUCGUCCCAGCAGGCACCGGUGAUUCACCCGAACCCGAACGUGGAAUCUCCACCGCCUGCAGCGUCCGGUUCUUUGCCCACUGUAUCUUCCGGUGGAGCUAUCCAGCACACGAACGGAGGACCAGCCUAUCUGUCACCAGUCCACGCCAUCUACCGGAACGGUGCAAUCAUCGAGUACGAGCGGGGCACGGAGGCUGGCAGCAAGUUGUCGGUGCUGGAAGGUGGUAACAGUCGCAGUCCUUCCCAGAUUCGACUGGAGCUGAUCGAACGCAACCUGGACGAUCAUCACCAUCUUCAGCAACAGUUGGCACAGCAACAGCAGCAGCAGCAACACCAUCAUCAGUUGGCAUCUUCGUCCCAGCACCAUCACCACUACAGCCAUCAUUCGCGGGAAGUGAUUCGGGAGUCGGUGAUCGAUCACCAUCACCCCGCCCACCAUCACCACCCUCAACACCACCAUCAGCCUCAGCAUCAACCGCAUCCACAUCAGCAACAUCUCCAGCAGCAGCAGCAGCAGCAGCAGCAACAGCAGCAGCAACAUCCUCACCAUCUCCAUCAGCGAGUGUUGCUGUCGAACGGUGACCUGGAUCGGGACGAGCGUUCCCCCUCGCCCACGUUGACACCUUCGGCCGCGCCCCGGUUCGGCUCUCCCACCACCACUACAACCUCCUCUUCCGCCCCGAUCUCAUCCACGUCUCCACCGACGAUCAUCUCCAGCACGAGUCCGGCAGGAUCGCCACCGGCCCAUGUCCCGAUUGCGGCUCAUGCACACUCGCAUCCCUACCCGCUCCACCAUCACCACCACCACCCGCACCAUAUAUCCGCACACCAUGCCCACCCGCCACACUUUGUCGUGGGUGCAAGCUCUCCCUACGCGAGUUCAGCGCUUCCCGCCAGUGGAUAUCCGCUGACGGCUGCAGCUGCCGCAGUCGCGGCCUAUGCUAGUGGAGCCGGUGCUCUGUACGCGUCCCCACCCCGGCCUGAAAUCACGAGCGCAUUGCUGACCGCAAACGUACUCAAUCUGAGCCGACGAGCACCGUCUCCGUACGACUCGAGCCCACCACAAACGGCCUCUUCGACAGCUAGUGCUGGUAGCACGUCAGGCGGUGAAGAAGAACCAGAGCGCGAACGGGAGCUUCACGAACAUGCGAACAGUCUCCCGGUGAAGUUGCGUCACAAGUCACACCUCGGGGAUAAGGAUGCGGCCACCGCUCUGCUAGCGCUACAGAACAUCAAACAGGAACCGAUCGGUCAUCGGUCGAGUUCACCGGCCUGGGACGAUGGUGACGGGUCGUCGGACGAGCGCGACUCGGGCAUCUCGACGAACGAGUGGCCCACGAAAGCGGAGCAGAAGAUGAUGGUACCGCUGCCGGGAUCUCCCCCUUCGGCCAGUGCCUCCAGCGGUAGUGCGUCGUCCGGCGGUGCGAUCGUCACUACGGCGGCCAUGGCAGCGGCAGCGGCAGCAGUAGCGGCGGCAGCCGCAGGCAAGAUCACCUCCAUCCCGGCGUCGGUUGUGAUCAGCAAAAAGGCGGAAGAAAACAUCCACCUGCAGUCGAAGCUGGCCCGGCUCGAGUCCGAGGUGGCCACCAUCAAGAACAUGAUGAUCUCGAACACGACCGGCAGUGGGUUCGGUGUGACGGCCGCCGCUCAGUAGCGCGCAUCGCCACCAGACCUAGGGCGAGUGCUUCGCGAGCGACCCCGACGACGACGACGACUCCACCGAUGAUGACUGAGAACUGACCGAGUACGGGAGGUCAUCGAUGCGAGUGUGAUCUAGUUCCUGUAUAGUAGUGCGACGAACGAAGCUGUCGUCGGCAAGGUAAUAGCCAUCCACAAGGCGUCCCAUUCCCAGCGCGCUGCUCCAGGUGUUGAGUGGAGCUUGAGGUUCUCUCGCACGCGCCCGCAGCGAACGAGGUGCAGAAAGAAGCAAGCAAGAAGCGGCCCCAUUUAUGUUAGUGGGUUAGUUGAUCGGUUGGAAUGUUUCUCGGCCGAUCGUAUCGUGGUGAUGGCGGCGUGAUGGAGAAAGUUACGACAAUCUGUACGCGCUCGCGCCAAAGAGAAAGGCGAAGCAAAGCAACUAACCGGCUCGACGGCCAGCGCCCGAGGAGAUCCAAGGAGAAAGCUGGUAGCUGGUGCGUCGUGCCUUGCGUGGAGUCCGGCACCGAUUCGUGUGAGGUUGCGUUUUUGCUGGCCCGCUUCUCUCGGCUUUACGCAUCAUUGCCGUUCGUUGCGGUGGCGACUGUGUGUGCGCGCUGUGGAUAUAUUUAUUUGGAAGUAGUACGUAGGCAACGCGAUGAAAUGUGAAUCAAAAUCAAAAACAGACAGGGCAGGUGGAGGACUGUUGUACAGAAGAAGAAGAAGAAGGGAAAAACACAGGGUGUAUAACACUAUAAAGCAGAACUGUAAAUGUGAAAACCGAACUACAUCAAUCAUAUUUAUAUCCAUGGUAAGCUAUAUAAGGAAGAAGAAACACUGUAUAGACCGAUAGAAAGAGAGAAAAGAAACUAUAUAUCAAACAGGAAAUAUAAAGUGUAUUUUAAAUGCUAGUGUAUUACAAGGAAAGGAGAAGCUGUGUAUGAAAAAAAGUAAAAAAACUGAUAAAACAUAAAGAAGAAAAGAAACACUCAGUCCACGUAAGAUAUAAGUGCAUACGAUAUGCUGAUGCAGAUGGUUCUACAAGGGAAAACACAGUGUAAGUGUAGCAGAGAUACGAUGAUGUUCUAUUACGUUUCGUUGUCUUCAAAGAAGAUGAUCCUAUCGUGCAUAAACUGCAAACUGUAUAAAGAAGGAGGAGAUUUAAUGGUAAAAGUGUAAGUCCACUUAUCAUACACACACACAUGAAGUAACAAGUUUUAAUUUUGUUAAAAUAGCAACAAAACUCAGCAAAAGGAACAGAAAGGAAAACAAGCUAAGUGGAGAGAACAAACUAACAAACAAAAAAUUGAACCGGAGGAGCAAACUUUUUCGGAAAUGUGAUAUCGUAGGUUUGGAACUAUUUUUACACACUCAUAUGCACACACACACUUAUAUAAAACACAAACAUACAGAGAGUAAGAUUUAAAGAAAGUACACCCGCCAAGGUAUUUGAAAAGAGAGAGAGAGAGAGAGAGAGAGAAAGGCAGCUCGAUUUCACCGUUUUUGGUUGAAACCGACGCGUUGUGCGGAGUUGUUUCGUAUUUUUAUGUGCUUUUAUUAUCACUAUGUUUAACAUAAUUAUUAUUACUAUUAUCAUUAUCAUCAUUACUCCCAAUGACACUUUUUUCUUUUCUACCUUUUUGUGCUUUUUUGUCUCUUCCUUUUCUUUCUGUACUUUCUUUUACCAACUUCUGGUGAUAUAUGAUGUAUGUGUAUGUGUUAGCGUUACGUUUCGUUUGGUUUUUACAUUUACUAUUUGCUAGAGGUUUUUUUCCUUCUUGUUUCUAUAAAUAUAUAUAUUUUUUACUAUUAAAAGCUAGCAGCGUACCUUCGAGAAGGGGUUUUUGCUAUGAUUAUGACUAUGAUCACCACACAGUAAAACAGCUAUUAAUUUGAUUAAUAUGUUUUUCGAUGGAAGAAAAAAGUUUCACCACGUGAACGCUAGUAUGUCAUUUGAGUUAACUGGUUAACAGUUAAAGCUGGUACGUGCGACUAUUACUCUUGGCAGUAAGUUUAUCCUUCUGUUUUUUUGUUUGGUUAGAUUAUGUGCAGUUUUUUUAUUAUUAUUACAUAUACGUACCUUUGUAAGAGCUUAUUAUUAUGGAGCAGAGAUUGUGGAGACAGGAAAGCCGAUGUUCAUGUUUUAGCAUGUACGCUCCAAUAUUAUAUAACCCUUCCAAAUGAACGGGCGAAGACUACGAGAAGAAUUGUUCUUUCUUUUAUUUAUUUUAUUUUUAUACAAAAACGGAACGAAAAAUCUAAUCAAUAAAAAGAAUGAUGAUGAAAAACAAACAAAACAAUCAACUGAGAAUAUAAGAUGGGAGAAAACAUUUGGUAGAGAAAAGGCAAAGAAAUCGAAUUGAAUGAGAACUGAAAACAGUAAAAUUUUUGUAAUUUGAGGGUAAAAUAUUAUCAAUAAUUUGUUUGCCACUCUGUGGUCAAAUUGAAGUUUUAGUAGUAUUUCCACGUUCUACAUCAGAUACAUUCUGUUAUCUCCUUAUUUUGCUAUCUUUUUUGAUAAUUUUCUUAACAAAAAUAUUAUUACUUUCAUUUGAAAGUGUAUCAAUCCGUUGUGCAUUUUUUCCACCUAUCAGUAAUUGUAACUUCUUUUAAAAAUUGGUUAGUUUUGUUUGUGAAAACAACUGAUGCGGGCCACAUUAUUCCUGAUCACUUGAAAGACUCCUUCACUCAAGCCUACUUCAAUCUCUCCUGGAUGAACGCUGAUGAACAGAACAGUAUCACAAAACACGAAAUAAAAGCUUUCGAACAAAUCAACUUCAGCUGAAGUCGGAGCGGUGAAAACAAAUUUGCAAAAGGUGAUCGCGGUAGCAGAAGAAGUCCUCGUUUAGUUCUUUUUGACUAUACAUUUACACCUAUCAGGAAGAAGAGAGAGAGAGAGAGAGAGAGAGAGAGAGAGAAAGAACAGCAGCUAUUAUAAUACAAUUGUACUGGUUGGCGUACCAAUACUUCUUACAUUACGAAUGUUUACUGUAUAAUUUGUAUCAAAUUUACGUAUGAAAUACACUCACUUUUCCUAAAUAUUA